AUGAGCAGUGGGAAACAUUUGAAAGACUUCGAGCAAUAUCUAGAUCCCGAGUUCAGAGCUUCACAAGCUUGUUUUGAGCUCUUGAAAGGCUCACAUAUCGAUCCUGACUCUAACGAAUUGGAUUUACUUACAUCGAUUAAGAAGGUAAGGUACGCGUUGGAUGAAGUGAACAAAAGAAGCGAGAAUGUGAUACGGGCCAAUCCGUUGCACUUGAUCGAUACCUUUGACAAUCGAAACUUAGCUCGGAUCAAGACUCGCGAAUCUUUGGGUCCUAAUAUUGAAUAUUUGAAAAUGUCUUAUAGCAGACUCGAUAAAGAUGUUCUUGAGCCUUAUGAAGAAUGCUUACAACUGCAAUCGGCAUUGAGUAAAAUUCACCAAACUUCGAGCAUUUUGAGAGACGUGCUCACCUUUCUGCAUUUGCUUAAACAGCUGGGUAAUACGGACCCAUCGGCACUGAAAAACGAAACCAAUCUCUCGGAUCAGACACUAUUGACACUGGCUUCGGCCCACGCUCAAAUCCAAACGGCUUUAUUCUCCAAUCCAAAUCUGAGGGCCUUGAGGUUUGUUAAAAAAUACGAAACAGAGACCCUAACACCAAGCCGUCGUGAGACGCUUAAAGUAAUGUCCGAAUCGUUAAUACAGACUUAUUCCGGUGAAAUGAAAUCCCAGUCAAAGCUAGAAAGUGCUAGUCGACUUUUACCAGCUCUCUAUGAGCUAUCACCCAAAGACUUCGUCAGUGUGAUGGACAAGAUUUUAUUAUCCAGAAUUAAUUCCAGCGCUCAAGCAUUGACAAAAACCAUAACAUCUAUCAAGAUCAUUCCCACGGCGUUGGAGAGCACUGUCAGAAACGCCCAGAACGUUUCACUCUUGGAGAACACGCUCCGCGCCACAACCAUCGAUACUGUCAGCCUCUUUAGCGAGUACAUUUCGCACAAGAAGCACGAUUCUUUAAUUGAUAUGUUCUGGAACCGUGUUUCUAAAGCAUUCAGAAAGGAUUUCGAGACUUCAUUCACCCGAGGCGGUCCUGUGGGCAAAGCUCUCGCAUCCAAUUCUGCUGUUAUAAUGCAAAGUAUACGGCAAACUUUGAACACAGAUCCAGUAAUAGCUAGUUGUGGUCUUGAGAAGAUGCUUGACUCGGUAUCCAUUCUGAACAAACAAAGUUCAAAAUAA
Lachancea meyersii CBS 8951 is the source of this 1170-nucleotide messenger RNA. The record is from the annotation of a GenBank genome assembly. Lineage: Eukaryota; Fungi; Ascomycota; Saccharomycetes; Saccharomycetales; Saccharomycetaceae.